AUGACGGGUGCGAUAUUUUACGGGACAGUCAUGGACAAGCUGAUGUCAAGGAGGUUUCAUGGAAGGCCGGGGGAAAAUAUCUCCAUUCUCAACUAUUCUACUGCGGUCCAUUGUACUCAGCGCAAAAGUCUACAGAACACAUGGCACUUCCAUAAUAGCAUGCGACCCCUCGUGCAAUGA
Blumeria graminis f. sp. triticale is the source of this 180-nucleotide messenger RNA. NCBI's taxonomy places the organism in Eukaryota, Fungi, Ascomycota, Leotiomycetes, Helotiales, Erysiphaceae. The record is from the annotation of a GenBank genome assembly.